Bufo bufo (common toad) is the source of this 584-nucleotide messenger RNA. RefSeq names its product SH3 domain binding glutamate rich protein like 2 (gene SH3BGRL2). The coding region runs from base 238 to 540 and encodes 100 amino acids. The transcript has 4 exons. The record is from RefSeq and is a predicted model, not a curated record. Lineage: Eukaryota; Metazoa; Chordata; Amphibia; Anura; Bufonidae. Gene Ontology annotation, cellular component: cytoplasm.
CGGCCAGGGGCUCGUUUUCGGGACUGUGAGGUUCCACAAUUGAGACAGUCCUGGCUUCGGGGGCAAUGUGCGCCCAUAUUCCUAGCCCUGCUGCGCCCUUUGGCCGGCCCCUCCCCCCGUUCUGGGCGGUUCAGUGGGAGGUAGCUGAGCGGAGUGGCGGCCGGUCCAUUAGGACACGCACCCGGGUGUCCUCAUCGUGUGACGGUGUAAUCUGGAGGUAUCCCAUCUGCUGCGGAGAUGGUGACCCGAGUGUACACGGCGUCCUCCUCCUGCUCCACCACGAUGAAAAAGCAGCAGCAGGAAGUAAUCCAGUACCUGGAAUGCCAUAAUAUCGAUUGUGAAAUAGUGGAUAUCACCAUGUCAGAAGAGCAGAAGCAAUGGAUGUACAAAAACAUUCCUAAGGAUAAGUGGCCGGAGCAUGGCAAUCCUCUACUCCCGCAGAUAUUUAAUGAUGAAACUUAUUGUGGGGAUUAUAAUGCCUUUUUUGAAGCCAAGGAAAGUAAUACAGUUUCUUCAUUCUUACGGAUAAAGCCAAAAUAAACAGCAGCGAUGGCUGAAGAAAUGAAAGCAUGGAUGCGUAUUUC